AUUUCAGAAAAUUCCAUUCCUGGGUUGAUUAGUAUAAAAAGCCAAGAGCAAGUGGAGAAACUCUAAUUGGGUUUUCACUCUACUAUUAAAAGGUGUAGUUUUAAACUUUGAGCUCUUCAAAAUCUUUAUUGCCUUCUUUUCUACAAUUUCACUUUCGCAAUUGGCUCUUUUUUCCCAAACACUCUAAAAAAACAACCUCGUACGGAUAAUUAGUUGUGUCAAACAACUCUUCUAUUCUCGAACACAAAUUUGAACGAAACAGCUAUGCAUAGCAUUACAAAGAGGGUUUGUCAUCCAAACAACAAUAUUGAAGAAGAAACCGAGCUGAGAAGAGGGCCAUGGACUCUUGAAGAGGACACUCUGCUCAUACAUUACAUUGCUCGCCACGGUGAAGGCCAUUGGAAUUUAUUGGCUAAACGUGCAGGGCUGAAGAGAACUGGGAAAAGUUGCAGAUUGAGAUGGUUGAACUACUUGAAACCUGACAUUAAGCGUGGUAACCUCACUCCGCAAGAACAGCUUUUGAUCCUUGAACUUCAUUCCAAGUGGGGUAACAGAUGGUCAAAAAUUGCCCAACAUCUACCGGGAAGAACAGACAAUGAGAUAAAGAACUAUUGGAGAACAAGGGUCCAAAAACAGGCACGUCAACUGAAUAUUGAGUCCAACAGCAAGAGAUUUCUAGAGGCAGUUAGGUGUUUUUGGAUGCCAAGAUUGCUACAAAAGAUGGAACAAACUUCUAAUUCUAGUACUUCUACUAAUUCUUCUCCUUCAACUUUGACAACAAUAAUCCCAAGUGCCCAAGACUGUGAAUUAGUUCCUAAUGAUUUUGUACCUCCAAAUUCCACUACCUUUCCUGCUCUAUCAGAUUCAUCGUCAAUUCUGCCAAACAAGCCAAUACCCGGUUCAAAUCAUUCCAAUGGGUGUCUGAAUUAUGCCUUCACAAACCAGAAUAUUCUCUCCACGGAUUCCAUCAUCACCUCGCUCUUCCCGCAAGUUGAAGAACACCCGAAAACGUAUACUUUUUCCAAUGGCAUUGAGAAAACAGAUCCGAUUAGUGGUUUGGAUCAUGAGAGUAAUUCUUCUGUUCAUUAUGUGGACAGCAGUAGCUAUGGAUUUGAAGGUCUAAAUCUGGACUCCAUUUUGGAGUUUGAAGCUUUUGACGUUUCGGGGCUCAAUUGCCAUGUGGCGGAAAGCGAUUGGGCGCUAGGCGACAUGGCGGCAGAUGCUUUAUGGAACAUGGGAGAAAUGUGACCCUUAAAAGAAAAGUUUAAAGCUAUGUAUGACUAAAUAAAUGAGCAUCUAGGGGAGGGUCUUUCUAUUAUAUAUGAGAUGAACACACCAAACAGAUCACGAUGAUGAAAGAUAUAAAUAGUGAUCCUUUAUAGGCUACUAUUAGUAUACUAUAUAAAUAUGCCACGUAAGCACAUUUUGGUUUUCCCUAGAAGAAUAUGGUAUCUAGUGAGUGAUUUUGUAUUUGAGUACAUGAGGUUGGCAGUUGCUGUACAUAUAUGAUAUAUGUUUGGAGAAAA
Messenger RNA from Morus notabilis, 1526 nucleotides. Its product is annotated as transcription factor MYB62. The record is from RefSeq and is a predicted model, not a curated record. NCBI's taxonomy places the organism in Eukaryota, Viridiplantae, Streptophyta, Magnoliopsida, Rosales, Moraceae. The coding region runs from base 265 to 1248 and encodes 327 amino acids. Gene Ontology annotation, biological process: regulation of DNA-templated transcription. The transcript has 3 exons. Gene Ontology annotation, molecular function: catalytic activity; DNA-binding transcription factor activity; sequence-specific DNA binding. Gene Ontology annotation, cellular component: nucleus.